Drosophila gunungcola (fruit fly) is the source of this 3229-nucleotide messenger RNA. RefSeq names its product protein HID1. The record is from RefSeq and is a predicted model, not a curated record. Gene Ontology annotation, cellular component: membrane; Golgi medial cisterna; Golgi trans cisterna. NCBI's taxonomy places the organism in Eukaryota, Metazoa, Arthropoda, Insecta, Diptera, Drosophilidae.
AAUUUUCCUGAUUUUCUAAACAGAAGCGAAUUGAAUUUAAUGUCAAGAGCUUUUGUUUCAGACCACUGCGGACACUUCUGAGGGACUGAGCACGGGGCAGGUGGAUUUAAGGGAUACCAAAGCAGCCGCAACCCGAACAAUAUGGGAAACACGGACUCCAAGUUGAACUUUCGCAAGGCGAUUGUGCAGCUGACGCAGAAGAACCAGAAGAUCGACCCCAGCGACGAGCAGUUCUGGGAGCAGUUCUGGCAGGGCCACCAGACGACGCUGGAGGAUGUGUUCGCGUUGGUCACCUCGAGCGAGAUUCGCCAGAUCCGGAACGAGAACCCGGCCAACCUGGCCACUCUGUGCUACAAGGCGGUGGAGAAGUUGGCCCAGGCGGUCGACAGCAGCUGUCGCACGCAGGCGGAACAGCAGUGCGUCCUGAACUGCGUCCGCCUGCUUGUCCGGUGUCUGCCCUACAUCUUCGAGGACGACAAGUGGCGUGACUUCUUCUGGAGCAGCCUGCCCUCGCAGGAAAAGACCAUGCCGCUGGCCCAGUCGCUGCUGAAUGCCACCUGCGAUUUGCUGUUCUGUCCGGACUUCACGGUCACGGCUACGCGGCGAACGGGUCCGGAGAAGGCCGAGGAGCUGGCCAACAUCGACAGCUGUGAGUACAUCUGGGAGGCGGGCGUGGGAUUUGCCCAGUCGCCCCCCCACAACGCCCACAUGGAGCGCAGGCGCACGGAGCUGCUGAAGCUAUUGCUGACCUGCUUCUCGGAGCCCAUGUACCGAUCCCCGCAGCAGUCCGAGGAGCCCAACAAGUGGAUAGCCUACUUCACCUCCGCCGACAACCGACACGCCCUGCCCUUGUUCACCUCGUUCCUGAACACCGUUUGCUCUUACGAUCCCGUGGGAUUCGGUGUGCCCUACAACCAUCUGCUGUUUGCUGAUACCACGGAACCGCUGGUGGAGGCGUGCCUGCAGCUGCUUAUUGUCACCUUGGAUCACGACAUGGUUGUGCAGCAGCAACUUACCCAACCCGGGCAGGCUUCCUACGACGAGGGAAACUGCGGUGACAACUUGUUCAUCAACUACCUGUCGCGCGUGCACCGGGAUGAGGACUUUCACUUUGUGCUUAAGGGCAUCACUCGGCUGCUGAACAACCCCCUGGUCCAGAAUUACUUGCCCAACUCCACCAAGAGAUUGCAUUGUCAUCAGGAGCUGCUCAUCUUGUUCUGGAAGAUAUGCGACUAUAACAAAAAGUUUCUGUAUUUUGUGCUGAAGAGUUCUGAUGUUCUGGAUAUCCUUAUUCCUAUACUGUAUCACUUAAACUACUCCCGCGCGGACCAAUCUCGAGUGGGUCUGAUGCACAUUGGUGUGUUCAUACUGUUGCUGCUAUCGGGUGAACGAAACUUUGGAGUUCGCCUGAACAAAGCAUACUCCGCCACCGUGCCCAUGGAUAUACCUGUGUUUACUGGAACCCAUGCCGAUUUACUCAUCACGGUGUUCCACAAAAUAAUAGCCACAGGCCAUCAGCGAUUGCAGCCCCUUUUCGAUUGCCUGCUGACCAUUCGUAAUGUUUCGCCCUAUCUGAAAACCCUCUCAAUGGUGGCCAGUGUGAAGCUGCUGCAUCUGCUGGAAGCCUUUAGCACACCUUGGUUUCUGCUAUCAGCACCCAGCAAUCAUCACUUGGUCUUUUUCCUGCUGGAGAUCUUCAACAACAUUAUACAGUAUCAGUUUGAUGGCAACUCCAAUCUAGUCUACACCAUAAUCCGCAAACGUCACGUGUUUCAUGCCAUGGCAAAUCUGCCAACCGAUAUGGCUGGCAUAGCAAAGUGCCUGAGUGGCCGUAAAACAGGUGGAAAGUUCAAUUUGCCGCGGGUUCCGCAAAGGAGAACGGCAGCUGUCUCCCAAGAGCUGCCCUCGGCCCAUGUGCCGGAGGAGUACAACGAAGAAGAUGAAGAUGAGGACGAGGAGGACACCAUUCAUGAAGAGCCCAAGGCCGAAGAGGAUCUCGAAUCGGAGACAGAGUCUCAUGAGCGAUCUCAGACGGGGGAGUCCCAGCCGGACGUUCUCACGGCCCAGCCAGCCGAGCCGGGAACGCUUAAGGCAUCCUUGCUGGACACACCAGGCAUCAGUCAGAUGACGGAGCGUGAGCAGGCCCAUCCAAAUGACAAGCCGCAGUCUGAGGAUUCCACAGAAAUUGUGCCCUACGACAGGUCAGCCGCUUCGACACCGACUGGCGAGCCCAAGUCCACCUCACCCACGGAGCUGUCACGGCUGUCGGUGGCACACAGAGCCAGCAUUCGCAUGGUGCCGGGCGAGGGCGAUCGAUGGGCACCCACGCCCGAGUGGAUCGUCUCGUGGCGUUCCAAGCUGCCUCUGCAGACCAUCAUGCGACUGCUACAGGUCCUGGUGCCGCAGGUGGAGAAGAUCUGCAUUGACAAGGGGCUGACCGACGAGUCGGAGAUCCUCAAGUUUCUGCAGCACGGAACGUUGGUGGGACUGCUGCCCGUACCCCAUCCCAUUCUCAUCCGGAAGUACCAGGCCAAUGCGGGGACCACGGCCUGGUUCCGCACCUACAUCUGGGGCGUCAUUUACCUGCGCAACGUGGAUCCGGCCAUCUGGUAUGACACGGAGGUGAAGCUCUUCGAGAUUCAGCGCGUCUAGGUCAGUAUGUGGACAGCAAACCAAACAGCAGCGAACCCGUAGCUCACACGCUUUGGCAUUUAUUGUAGUUAAUUUAUUUAGUGCAUAUUUCAUUCCAAAAGUCUUUGUGAAAAAAAUCAAUGUAUAAUGAAUUACCAUACCAUAUGUCUGCUUAUCGGUUCCCCAUGUCUUUCGAUUUUGUGUCGAGGCGAACCACCACCUAAAAUGAGGCUUAUCAGUUGUAACGAUAUAGCGUGAGUUCUUUUUAACUGAUUUGUUAUCGGCUUUUAGCAUUGAUAUUUAAUUGCUUUUCCUAAUUUAUUAAUUUAUGGAGCUCUCCAAAACAGUGUAAGCACAAAGUGUAUUUUAGUUGAUGACUAAAUUAUUAAACAAUUAUUGUAUUUAUUUUUGUAAUCUGUGACACAAAAUGUUCCUUGUGCCGUAUUUUUAAUACAUUGCUUUAAUAAUUUAAUACUUAAUUUAAUAUUCAUUACCUCCUGUUUUUUUAAUGCAAACCAAGAAAAUCACUGCUAUAAUCGUUUUGCAAACGCUUCUGAUAACCGUUGAACUUUAAAAUAAACACACAUAUAACUUUUCA